Messenger RNA from Diachasma alloeum, 3151 nucleotides. It is a transcript of the gene Nhe1, whose product is annotated as sodium/hydrogen exchanger 8. Bases 385 to 2562 code for a protein of 725 amino acids. Gene Ontology annotation, molecular function: sodium:proton antiporter activity. NCBI's taxonomy places the organism in Eukaryota, Metazoa, Arthropoda, Insecta, Hymenoptera, Braconidae. The transcript is spliced from 3 exons. Gene Ontology annotation, cellular component: Golgi apparatus; membrane. The record is from RefSeq and is a predicted model, not a curated record. Gene Ontology annotation, biological process: proton transmembrane transport; regulation of pH; sodium ion transport.
AUGGCGUCUGGUUGCCUGGUUUUGGUGGUCGGCUCGUGGAACGGAGAUCGUGUGUAAUAACUCUCCCGUAUAUAUAGAUACAUACAUAAUAAGUAAAACCAAGUGUUUGUUUCGCUAUAAUUGUUAUCAACUCCAUAAUCACAAUUUUUUCACCAAGAUGACGCAAUCACUCAAUGAACGGAUUAAAACUGGAACAUAUUUGUCAUCGAAAGUAAGUGAAGCACCACAUUAAAUGUGAGAUCUGACAGUACGUAACAUAUAAUAUUAAAAAAAGUGAUCAACGACUGAAUCAGAGUUCGGAGAAGGUUAAGAAAUUAAUAUCAACAAUAGAGGCACGUCAAAAUUAGGCUCUCAAUUAUAGGAUAACAUGUGCGUCAAAGCAUCAUGGAGAUAAAACUAAUACGAUUAUUAAAGCCCAGAAUAUUUUCCUGGGUUAUUAAAUUCUUACUUCUCAUCUCGAUCAGUUCAGUUUUCCAUGUGUCAUUGGCAGAACAAAAUGUAACAUCUGGAACUCAAAACACAAAAAUACUAAGUAGUACAGUCUCAUUACUACCGUCAGUGCGUCCAAUCACUUUAAAAAAUGAAACAGUCAACCAAAGGGAAGAAAAAACCUCGACAUCAAAUAGUCCGCAUGUUACUGAAACUCCGUCAAACUCGACUCAAACUAGAAAAAAAUCUGAAAAUGAAACGAAACCGACUCCGGACGUCGAGCCAGGAGAAAAGCCUCCUCACAUCACAACAGAGAGAAGUGUAAAAGGUAAGCCAAGCGAAUCGAUUUCCAUGCCAUCAGCAGAAGCUACCAACAGCACAAACAUCAGUACAACCACUGCAACACCUGUGGAACCAGUAUUACCGGAUAAAGGAUCAGCAGAGGAGGAGCACAACAGUUCCAUGUCCAUCUUCUUCGUCCUUUGCAUCCUCGCUCUGGGUAUCCUCCUCAUUCAUCUGAUGUUACAAACAAAUUUCCAGUACCUCCCAGAAUCUGUGGUGAUUGUGUUUCUCGGUGGGGCGAUUGGUAUGAUAAUCAACAUGAUGUCCCACAAAAACAUUGCAAAUUGGAAGAAGGAAGAGGUUCUUUCACCAACAGCUUUCUUCCUCGUUUUAUUACCACCAAUUAUCUUUGAAUCUGGAUAUAAUCUUCAUAAGGGUAAUUUCUUUCAAAACAUCGGAAGUAUACUGGUAUUUGCUAUUUUCGGCACUGCAAUAUCAGCCUUCGUCGUAGGAGCUGGAAUUUAUCUACUCGGACUGGCACAAGUUGCCUAUAAACUGAGUUUCGUCGAGAGUUUCGCAUUUGGAUCAUUAAUUUCUGCAGUUGACCCAGUAGCAACAGUCGCUAUAUUCCAUGCUUUAGAUGUUGAUCCUGUGUUGAACAUGCUGGUAUUUGGAGAAUCAAUUCUCAACGACGCUAUUGCUAUUGUUCUAACAACAUCUGUUCUCGAAUCGAAUAAUGGAGCUACUACUGGUGAAGCCAUUGUUCUUGGUUUGAAUAGAUUUUGUUUAAUGUUCUUCGCUUCAGCGGGGAUUGGCGUUGUGUUUGCGCUAAUAAGUGCGUUAUUACUGAAACAUGUAGACUUGAGAAAAAAUCCUUCGUUGGAGUUUGGAAUAAUGUUGGUAUUUACUUACGCACCUUAUGCACUUGCGGAAGGAAUACAUUUAUCCGGAAUUAUGGCGAUUUUGUUCAAUGGAAUUGUCAUGUCACAUUAUACGCAUUUUAAUCUAUCCACAGUUACACAGAUUACGAUGCAGCAGACCAUGAGGACACUGGCAUUUAUUGCCGAAACUUGUGUUUUCGCAUAUCUGGGAUUGGCAUUAUUUAGCUUCAGACAUCGAUUUGAACCGGCUCUAGUCGUCUGGUCGCUAAUUUUAUGUCUCAUUGGUAGAGCAGCCAACAUUUUUCCACUGGCCCUGCUUGUCAAUCGCUUCAGGGAACAUCGGAUUACCAAGAAGAUGAUGUUUAUUAUGUGGUUUAGUGGCCUGAGAGGAGCUAUUUCUUAUGCACUAUCACUACAUUUGAAUUUCAGUGAUGAAACUAGACAUGUCAUCAUUACUACAACACUCAUCAUUGUUUUGUUUACAACUUUGGUGUUUGGAGGAUCGACCAUGCCGCUCUUGAAGUUUUUAAGGGCGGAAAAGAAGCAGAAGAACAGUAGGAGGAAGCGGAGAGACAAGGAAAUUUCUCUGAGUAAAACUCGGGAAUGGGGACAAACGAUCGAUUCCGAACAUUUAUCAGAAUUCACUGAAGAAGAAAUGGAGGUAUCCUUCAUGCAAUCAAGAAUUCGUGGAUUUGCUCGGUGGGAUCUCAAGUUCUUUAUUCCUUUCUUCACUCGUCGGUUUACACAACAAGAAUUGAAAGACUGCAAAUCUCAGAUGACAGAUUUAACGAAUCAAUGGUAUCAAGCUAUUAGAAUAAGCCCGAUGGAAUCUGACGAGGAAACGACAACGGCAUCAACAACGCAUUUGACUGCUGUCGGUACACCAAUGGAGACUAGGAGUGAGAGUGGCCAUAGUUCCGAGAAAAAAGGACGUCCAAGUCAUGGACUUUUCGAGGAUUUGUCCGAUUGAUAGUUGAUUUAGAGAUCGACUCACUGCAGGAGGAUUAUUGGAGAGAGGCUGAAAAUGAUUAUUUCCGCUAUUUCAUUAUUUUAUAGUAGAAAAUAUUUCAUAUGUUAAAAAUAGAAAAUUUAAUGCCAAAUUAGCAGGGUUUUUGUACCAAACGGCUGGCCGGAGGGUAUUAGUUAGUCAUUUAUAGUGAAAAAAUUUUCGUUUACGAAAACAUUUUUUUUCCGGAGAGAAAAAUAUUGUUCCUGUCGCUGUGCCUGUUAAAUCACCCCGCUUAAUUGGAAUGCCGUUUUCGGGCCCAGCAACAUGUAAUAAUAUUCAUUCGUUGGUAAAUGCCAUUUUGACAGAUGUGAUACGAAGGCAAGCCCUGUAAAUCUCAUAUUUGUCAAACAUGUCCUUUCUCAAUUCAUACGUUAAUAUACUAUUAUUCCGUCCAAGAUUUAUAUUUGAACGAUUAUGUAGAAUAAUUUCUUCAGUUGUUUUUCAACCAUACUUGAUGUAUGUAUUUAUGUGUGAGAGCGACAGAAGGAUGUAGUAUCAUAACAAUUCUGUCUAAUGAUGUCUAAUAAAUCAAAAGUGAGUGUCCCAAUGG